Messenger RNA from Schistocerca gregaria, 12722 nucleotides. It is a transcript of the gene cac, whose product is annotated as voltage-dependent calcium channel type A subunit alpha-1. Gene Ontology annotation, cellular component: voltage-gated calcium channel complex; membrane. Gene Ontology annotation, molecular function: calcium ion binding; high voltage-gated calcium channel activity. Lineage: Eukaryota; Metazoa; Arthropoda; Insecta; Orthoptera; Acrididae. Bases 1 to 5511 code for a protein of 1836 amino acids. The record is from RefSeq and is a predicted model, not a curated record. The transcript has 38 exons. Gene Ontology annotation, biological process: calcium ion import across plasma membrane; chemical synaptic transmission.
AUGACUGACAAUCCGUUUGAAUAUGCUGUGUUACUUACCAUCAUUGCGAAUUGUGUGGUGCUGGCAUUGGAAGAGCAUCUGCCUUGUAAGGAUAAGACGAUACUGGCUCAAAAACUGGAAAAAACGGAGGCCUAUUUCCUUGGUAUUUUUUGUGUAGAAGCGUCCCUCAAAAUAUUAGCACUAGGUUUUGUACUCCACCCGAAAUCAUAUCUCCGCAAUAUUUGGAACAUGAUGGAUUUUGUUGUAGUAGUUACAGGGUUCAUAACACUCAUCCCUUUCAAUAAUGUGGACAUGGAUCUCCGAACUCUGAGAGCCAUUCGGGUGCUCAGACCUCUCAAACUGGUGUCGGGGAUUCCCAGUCUGCAGGUGGUGCUGAAGUCCAUAAUAAAAGCAAUGGCACCACUGCUGCAGAUUGGUCUGCUUGUAUUGUUUGCCAUUGUCAUUUUUGCCAUAAUUGGGCUCGAAUUCUAUUCAGGGGCCUUACAUAAAUCCUGUUACAGUUUAGAAGAUUUCGAUGUUAUAGUUAAAGAGGGAGAUUUAGAAACUCCUUGUAAUGCAGACAGCGAGUUGACUGCACCAAGAGGAAGUUAUGUUUGUGAUGCUAAUAUUUCUACUUGUUAUGAAAAAUGGGAUGGGCCAAAUUUUGGAAUAACAUCAUUUGAUAACAUUGGCUUUGCAAUGUUGACUGUAUUCCAGUGCAUUACUAUGGAAGGAUGGACAGCCAUUCUUUAUUGGACAAAUGAUGCACUAGGUAGUUAUUUCAACUGGGUAUAUUUUGUGCCAUUAAUCGUCCUGGGUUCCUUCUUCAUGCUCAAUUUAGUUCUUGGUGUUCUUAGUGGUGAAUUUUCAAAUGAAAGAACUCGUGUUGAACGAAGAGCAAAAUUUUAUAAAACUCGAACUAAACAACAAUUUUCCCAAGCAUUUGGGGCAUAUCUCAGUUGGAUCACUCAAGCAGAGGAAGUAAUCCUUGCAGAAGAACGAACUACAGAGGAGGAAAAAAUGCAUAUUAUUGAAGCAAGAAGAAGAGCAGCAGCAAAAAGAAAGAAACUGAAAAACUUGGGAAAAAGUAAAAGUACAGAUACUGAGGAAGAAGAGGGCGAGGAAGAAGAUGAAGAUGUGCCUAAGAAAAAACUGAAAGGUUUCUCUCGAGCUUCCUAUUUGAAAUCAAAAGUAAAAAAUAAAGGGGCAUGUGUACAGUUUUGGAGAGCAGAGAAAAGAUUCAGAUUCUGGAUCCGUCAUACUGUUAAGACCCAGUGGUUCUACUGGUUUGUUAUUGUGUUGGUUUUUCUCAACACUCUUUGUACUGCUGUAGAAUAUUAUGGUCAACCACAAUGGCUUACUGAUUUCUUAUAUAUUUCUGAAUUUGUAUUCUUGGGUCUUUUUAUGAUGGAGAUGCUUAUCAAGAUGUAUGCCCUUGGACCUCGAAUCUAUUUUGAAUCUUCAUUCAAUCGUUUUGACUGUGUAGUGAUCAGUGGCUCCAUCUUUGAAGUGAUAUGGUCUGCUGUGAAACAAGGCUCAUUUGGUAUAUCAGUUUUACGAGCCUUGCGCCUUCUAAGGAUAUUUAAAGUUACAAAGUACUGGUCAUCGCUGCGCAAUCUUGUGAUAUCCUUGUUGAAUUCGAUGCGCUCCAUCAUCUCACUUCUGUUCCUGCUCUUCCUGUUUAUCCUUAUUUUUGCCUUACUUGGUAUGCAGUUGUUUGGUGGUCAAUUUAAUUUUGAAGAUGAGACGCCACCCACAAACUUCAACACAUUUCCUAUUGCUCUACUGACAGUCUUCCAAAUUCUUACUGGUGAGGACUGGAAUGAAGUGAUGUAUCAAGGAAUUCGUUCUCAGGGUGGAAAUAGUGGUGGUAUGAUCUACUCACUUUAUUUUAUCAUUUUGGUUCUGUUCGGAAACUAUACACUGCUGAAUGUGUUCUUGGCCAUUGCUGUUGACAAUCUGGCCAAUGCACAAGAACUGACUGCAGCAGAAGAAGAGCAAGAAGAGGAAGAUAAAGAGAAACAGCAAGAAGAACUGCACAAGGAGAUGGAAGCUCUGCAGUUAAUGGGCGGGUGUAGUUCACCUCCAAAAGUUGAAAUAUGCCCGCCCUCACCAACGCACAAUUUUAAAGGGAAGAGCAAUAACAAUAAGAAAGAAGAAGAUAAGAAGGAGGAGGAUGAAGAUAUGACUGGUCCAAAGCCAAUGCUGCCAUAUUCGUCAAUGUUUAUUUUUUCCCCAACCAAUCCAGUUCGACGCGGAGCUCACUGGGUGGUCAACAUGAAGUAUUUUGACUUCUUCAUAAUGGUAGUCAUCAGCUUAAGUAGCAUAGCUCUCGCUGCCGAAGAUCCUGUAGACGAAAAAUCAAACCGAAAUCAUAUUUUGGAUUAUUUUGAUUAUGCUUUCACUGGAGUGUUCACAAUUGAAAUGAUUUUGAAGAUUCUUGAUCUUGGAGUAAUCCUCCAUCCGGGGUCAUAUCUUCGAGAAUUCUGGAAUAUUAUGGAUGCUGUUGUUGUUAUUUGUGCUGCUGUUUCAUUUGCAUUUGAUAUGAGUGGAAGCAAAGCGGGUCAAAAUUUAUCUACUAUUAAAUCUCUCCGUGUGCUGAGAGUCCUGCGUCCUCUAAAAACCAUUAAGCGUGUUCCCAAACUUAAGGCUGUGUUUGACUGUGUUGUAAACUCUCUCAAGAAUGUCAUCAACAUUCUCAUCGUGUACAUAUUAUUUCAAUUCAUAUUUGCUGUCAUUGCAGUGCAGUUGUUUAAUGGAAAAUUCUUCUUUUGUAAUGAUGAAAGCAAAUUCACCAAAGAUGAAUGCCAGGGCCAAUUUUUUAUUUUUAAUGGUGAUAAUGUACCUGAACCAAGAAAUAGGGAAUGGAAAACUCAGGCCUUUCAUUAUGACAACGUAAUGGUUGCAAUGUUAACAUUGUUUGCUGUGCAAACGGGUGAAGGUUGGCCACAAGUGCUUCAGAAUUCAAUGGCCACAACACAGGACAACCGUGGUCCUAUACAAAAUUAUCGAAUAGAAAUGUCCAUCUUUUACAUUGUGUAUUUUGUCGUAUUCCCUUUCUUCUUCGUAAACAUCUUCGUUGCCUUGAUCAUCAUAACAUUCCAGGAACAGGGUGAAGCUGAAUUGCAGGAUGGAGAAAUAGAUAAAAAUCAGAAAUCGUGCAUUGAUUUUACAAUUGGUGCUCGUCCUCUCGAACGAUAUAUGCCUAACAAGAGGAAUGGUUUCAAAUACAAAAUUUGGAGGAUUGUAGUAUCAACACCAUUUGAAUAUUUUAUAAUGAUUCUUAUUGUUUUCAACACCUUGCUGCUUAUGAUGAAGUAUGACAACCAAAGCACAUUAUACAAGAAUACUCUCCACUACAUGAACAUCGGAUUCACCAGCAUGUUUACCAUUGAGUGUAUUCUCAAGAUUGUCGCUUAUGGAGUUCGGUACCAUGAUGCUCCAGCAUUGUUCGAGGAUAUACUUCAUAUCAUGAAUGCGCUGUUCACCAUGUUCUUCCUGAUUGAAUGUAUCAUGAAAAUGAUUGCAUUUGGAUGCAAGAAUUUCUUCAAAGAUCCUUGGAAUACAUUUGACUUCAUCACUGUUAUUGGCAGCAUUGUAGAUGUUUUAGUUAUUGAAUUUGGGGAGAAAUUCAUCAACGUGGGAUUCUUGAGGCUGUUCCGAGCCGCGCGCCUCAUUAAGCUGUUGAGACAGGGCUACACCAUCAGGAUAUUAUUGUGGACUUUUGUGCAAUCUUUUAAGGCGCUGCCAUAUGUCUGCCUCCUUAUUGCCAUGCUGUUUUUCAUCUAUGCCAUUAUUGGGAUGCAGGUAUUUGGAAACAUUGAUCUGGACCCUGAAACUUCCAUCACCCGGCAUAACAACUUCCGCAGCUUUGUUCAGGGUCUAAUGCUGCUUUUCAGGUGUGCAACGGGGGAAGCCUGGCCUUCAAUAAUGUUGUCCUGCAUCAGUGGCAGACCAUGUGAUAAACUUGCUCGGAAACCAGGAUCUGAAUGUGGCUCCAACCUAGCUUAUGCCUAUUUUGUUUCUUUUAUAUUUUUCUGCUCUUUUCUUAUGUUGAAUCUUUUUGUAGCAGUUAUAAUGGAUAACUUUGACUAUUUAACUAGAGAUUCGUCCAUAUUGGGCGCACAUCAUUUAGAUGAAUUUGUUAGAAUAUGGGCUGAAUAUGACCCAAAUGCUACGGGUAAAAUACAUUAUACUGAAAUGUAUGACAUGUUGAAAAAUAUGGAUCCUCCUCUGGGAUUUGGCAAUAAGUGCCCUAAUCGCCUUGCAUACAAGAAGCUCAUAAGAAUGAAUAUGCCAGUUGAUGAAGAUGGAAAGGUCAAUUUCACCACCACAUUAUUUGCACUUAUACGAGAAAACCUUAGCAUCAAAGUCAGAAGUGCUGAUGAAAUGGACCAGGCAGAUGAAGAGCUGAGAGAAACAAUACAGAAUAUUUGGCCUCUUCAAGCAAAGAAGAUGCUAGAUCUUCUGAUACCUAGGAAAGAAGAACUUGGUAAAGGGAAGCUUACAGUUGGCAAGAUCUAUGCUGGCCUGCUGAUUUUGGAAAGCUGGAGAACAACAAGGUUUGGACAGAUCGAAUCAGCUGGUGUGCCGGGAUUUGGUGGUCAUAGUCCUUCCAAUAAUGAGGCGGUGUUGGAACUUCAGGAUGUGGCUGUUGCCUCACGACACGCAUCACUCGAUUCCCUCCCAGAUCAACAUCUGCAUCCAUCAAGUUAUGCACCACACAGGACAACUGCAACUUCACGAUCACCAAGUCCCAGGAGAGGGCCCUCACCAACUCCAGCAAGGGGCAGUUCAUCUCCACACAGACACCUUCAUCAUCCACAUCACAUGCAUCACCAUGAUAUUGGCUUCAGUGAUACAGUAGUAGAAGUUGUGAAACAUGGAUAUGGUUGGAGAGGAGGAGAUAUACAAGGUCCGUGGUCUGCAUCAACGAGUCCAGCCCGUUCACCGAGUCCCACGAGAGGUCAUUUUUACACUUCGAGGAAUUCUCGGCCAUACGGUACAACGAGUCUGGAGAAGAGAUCACGUUCCCCUUCCCCCCUGGGUGCCAGUGCAACAUCGGGACAGAGAGCCAGUGUGAGUGCGAGUGUAAGACCGGGUCUCAAUGCUGCUACGCAGUCAGGUCAUGUUCCACAUCACCACCAUCCUCACCAACACAGUUACCCCGUUCUCGUCGCACGACGUGGACAGGGUCGCCGACUGCCUCCAACACCCAACAAACCCUCCACGUUACAGCUGAGGCCGGCCUCGAUAAACUUCCCCAAACUGAACGCUUCUCCUACACACUGCCCACCGACUGGUCAGCCCCACACAGCCUCGGCACCCGUCCCAGGGGCACCGGUGCCCGUGCCCGGUCCGGGUGUCACGGCACCGGGGAUGUCCCAGACGGCCUGCCCACUGAGCUUCGAGCAAGCAGUGGCGAUCGGUCGAGGAGGACGUAUGUUGCCUUCACCGGUGCCCAACGGCUACAAGCCCGGCCAACAGCAACGAGGCAGGCACAGCGAUUCGGACGAUGAUGACUGGUGCUAGCGGGGCCGCCUGGCCCGGAGCUGGCUGGGGCAGCGGUGGCCCCAUGCCUCUCACGGGGCGGGCGCUCAGACAGUAUAGUGCUGGUACACUUAACAUUUUUCUAUUUUGCUAAAACUCGGGCGCACCUUAAUCGAUAUUUGCUUAGCGAUUAUUAAAGCUGGACCAUUACAAUUUGUCUACUGGGACUCUGAGAGUCAGUAUGAAAACAGUCCCAAGUCAAAAACUGUUGUAGUACUCAUUCCGUUAGCAUUUUAUCUAAUGUAAUAAAAUAGUUUUUCUAGUAUAUAACUUGUUUGUAAAAACGGUCAUAUAGAAUCGUGUAGAAUUUUUUCACCGUCAAUACCUCAGGAAAACUGGCAACUAUUUAUGUGAUGAGAAGCCAAUCACUGUGGCAUGAAAAUGCCAUUUCAGGACCGUACCGUGUGGCUUCGUCAGCAACCGUGCCGGUUUGUUCUUACGGUUGUAAUUUUACUUUUGUAGCUGUGCACAUUCAGACCGUCUGGUUCUUUGUGACCACUAUGUGAUCAUAGUUUGGCUUUAAUUUUAUUAGAUACAUCUUUGUAGAAUGGAUUGUCUCUCUUUUUGUUACCAGAAAUGAUUUUGUUGUGAUAUGUUUUAAUCGAGUGCUGUAUAUUUUUUGGGUUACACGUUUUAGCAAAUCUUAUAGACUCUGAAACAUGUACAGCAGAAGAGGUCUUUGCUGUGUAUCUUUCGAAUGCAUUUUUAUACGUCUUCACGGGCGUAUAUAGAUUUCUAGAUUUCCAUUUGAAUUAAACUUUCAGCAAAGUACACAGCCAAAUCGUACUAGAUAUUUAUCAAUAAUAGGAAGACUGUGAUAAAAAAAGCCUUCAGUGAUUUUUCAAUUUAAUUAUAAAUUAUUCCCAGCGAAUUUUUAAUUAUUACCUCAUGAUUUUAUGCCAUUUUACAUUUUUUAAAAUACCGUAGUAGUUAAUUCGUUAAAUAUUUUUGGGUAUGUUAUUUUGCUACAUUUGUGUAGUAGUUUCUUCUAUUCAGAAUCUCCUGCACUCAGUCUUUUCUCAUUCUGGUCUUUGAAAAUUGGUUUUAUAAGUGGUAACAUAUAGUGACCUUCACUGGUUUGCAAAGGCAGACCAUGUAUAAGCAGUGGAGCUCACAGGUAAGAUAUGAAUUUAAGGUGAUGACAGGUAUUUGUUGCUAUGUUCACUGUAAUAACUGCAGUUACAGCAACAGUGGGAAGCUAUAAAGUUGUAUUUGGUCAGUAAAUUUUUUUCAGGAUGAAGCACAACAUUUUCAGCUAAGGGUGAUUCUAAACUUUUCUUGCUUAAGUACAUUACAAGGCGACUGACUUUUUUUUAUUUUUUUUUUUUUUUAAAAAAAGGAUAUGUUGAAGCAACAUUUGUUUCAUGUGUGUAUAUAAAAUUUCAAAUUGGGAACAAUAUCAUCGUACUAGCAGUCACUUAUACUUGGCAAACAAAGACAAUGCCAUCUUUCAUGGCAAUUUCUGCUAUUGUAUUUCACUCAUGCAAGUAUUGCAUCACUGAGUUGUAACAUAACCCUGUGAAAAAUUUGUUGAAUGAUGUGAUUCAUCAUGAAAAAUACUAUCUGACAUGUGGACCAGUAAUGUGGAUACAAGUAAGGGCCUAAAUUUUAAUGGGGACAGGAAAGAGCGACCGAAUGAUUUGAGGACUGAAAAUGUUGGGGUUUCAUUUGCCUUUAAAGUGUUUAGAAACUAUGUUUAAAGAAAUUCCUUCUUAUUUGAAAUUUGAGAAGGAUUUAGUAUUGUUCUACUAAUUUAUAAACUCUUUCCACUCUCCAUAACGUGUGACAAAGUUGCCUUAAAAAUAUGAAUUGAUUGAUUGAUUGAUUGAUUGAUUGAUUGUGUGUUUUUUAAUUUCAUGUUGGUACAGAAUAAACAUUUUAUAUGACGCUGAUUACUAUAUUGUAUGCAUAAAGUGAAUGUAUGUUUGUACGCACGUGUGUGUGCCUGAGCAAGUUUCAAACAUAUACAGAGAAAUAUAUAUAUAUUAUAUAUUUACAAAAUAUAUAUCCCUCCCAUUGUUGCAUGCACACAUAUAAACUGGUCUGAAGAAUCUGCUUAUGGAAAUUGUUCAUUAAGAUAGUUACAUGCCAAUUAAUCAUGUGCCAUUUUACUACAAACACUGUUACAAAGUGAUUAAAAAGAAAAGCAUACCGAUAUAUUUGGUUGUAUCAUAUUUUGUCAUUUUAUGUUAUUUAUACUAUUAACAGUUUUAUAUAAUUAAUUUAAAUAACACAAAUAUUUGAAGUAUCAGAUACGGCACAUUCCUCAUCAUUGAAUUUUUAAAUUAAUUAUUGAGUGGAAUAAAAAGUCUUUACAGUGAUGCCCGUAUUUCCUGUUACAGGUCCCUAUUCCUUAUAAAAUACCUAGUUUCAAUCAAUUUCCGUAGAUUUCUGUAUCAGAUUUAUCAUAGACAUGAUUGGACUCUGGUAAACUGCUUCUCUCUAAAACUAUAAAGGGCAACAUAAAUCAUAGUAAGCAGAGAAAGGGGCUACACAUAUGAAGAUGACAUUAUCUGCCAUAUCUUCUUCAUACCAUUUUACCUGCAACCUGAAGUUUAAUAAUAUACCAAGUUUAUGCAGAUGCUUUUUAGGUAACAGUAACUCAUUAAUAGCCCUACAAACAACCUUAUCUGACUGAGGAAUCGGCCCUAUGUGAACGCUUUGUUAUAUUUUUAGAAUAAAUUGUUUUGUGAAAUUUAACUUACUUAAAAUUCUGUUUGUAUUAUAUGUUUCAGAAACUUUGAUUUUACAGCAGUCAGACAAGAAAUGUGCAUGCUAAAAAUGUUCCCUUAUUGUAUUACUUAUUCUGUAAAUAUUCACAUUUUCUAUAAAUAAUAACAAUGUUUAUUACAAAAGUUUCACUGCAGAAUUAUUAAAAAUUUAAAAAAUAAAAUAAUGUUAAUAAAAGAACAACAGUCUGGUUACUACUGCAAAACGGAUGAAAAAUCAUGAACCAUAUUUACAUUAGAUGUAGAAAUAUAACAGAAUCAAUUACUACAAGCAAUUAUUUCAUGACUAAACUUCCAAGUUUCAUAUAUAUUUUUAAUGUUUUCUCAUUUCAUUCUCAAACUAAUUCAAUAUACUGAGACAGUGCAAACAUUGAGACAGUGAAAAUUGGGAUUUUAUUGUACAAUACCUCCAAGUUUGCCUUCAUAUUUCACAAAUAUUUCACCAAAGUUUUUGUAACAAAACUGUAUUGUUUUUUUCUAGCUUGAAACUUAUAAUUUGAUCUUUCAACUUACCAUCAUGAGUUUAUUCUUAAACUGCACAAUUAGCAUUUAAAUUUUCAAAAGAAAAAAAACUAAAUCCCGAUUGCCUGUAUACUGUACACUUACUUCAGAUUUUAAAAGCUAAAUAAAAAGAAAAGAAACAAAUUUGGCAUGUUUCAUAUGUAUUUAGAGGUAUCACAAACCUCUCCUUCAUAUAGUACAUUAACAGAAAGAAAUUUAAAUUUCCUUAUAAAAAAUGACCUCAAAACAUUGUUCAUCAAGUUUGUUGUUACCAUGAAUGAAAUACUCUGAAACAGAAAUUGUAUUCUAAACUGUAUUUUAUUCAUUUCAUAGAACUCCUGUAAAUGACAACUCCAUUACAUCAGAUUUAUUAAUGUUUGCUUGGUAGUGUUAUAAAUCCCUUGUUUACAAAUUCAUAAUAAAGACUGCUGAAAAUAUGGAAAUGAAGCGAAAUUGUCUAAACUUACAACUACUGUUCAAGGUUAAUACUUAUUUAAAAUGUGUUUCCAAAGGAAAUGCUCAUUUUCAAAAAUGAAUUUUAAUGAAUCUGACUUAUUUAUUUAGAAUGGGUUUUCCUCAGUUACAAAAUGUAAAUGUUAAGAUUGUGUUUCCAUACUCCCCUAUGAACAAUUAUUCACAUUUAUGAAUUGCUAAUUGGAAUUUGUAUUUGUAAUUUUUUGUAGUCAGUUGACAGGUGUAAAGUAAUAGCUAUGUUAGCUGUUCCAUUAAAUGUUAAGAAUGAGGUAUCACUUCAGCACUGGGAAAUCACAACACAUUUCUUAGGGGCCACAUGCCUUUCAGAAUUCAUGGUAACAGCUAAUUUGUUGGUGUUCUUUCCAAAAUUUAUUUGAAACAUCAUUUUAAAGGAAAACUGACUGAUAAGAUUCAACACAGAUUCUAAUUCAGGUGGCUGCUCCUUGACUAGCUCAAUGAUUUUAUACUAUGUCAUUCAAGCUUAACAUUAUGCUGCUAUUUGAAAAUACUCCUUUGGUUGCUUAUCAGUACAUUGAAUUAUUUUUGGAUUACUAUUUUUAAAACAUGUAAAUUAGACACAGUUUUGUCUUUGUACAGAAUUCAGUCAUGCAGAUAAAAAUCUCAUACUUUAUUUAGUUCAUAACUAUGGUUGGAACUCUGCAUUUUGAAAACAAUUACUGCUUUGUUCCUCUGAGUCAAAUUAUUUGUCUUGAAGAAAGUGAUAUUUUAUUGUAUUCAAGCUUUAAUAAGCAUUUACUUGAAAUUUUCAUUCAGGCUGAGCCCUUUGGGAAACUUUUUCACUGCCCCAAUUAGUGUGUGAUAUAGCAAAUUUUAUUAAAAACUGUUCUGACACAGUCUGUAUUACUCAGAGAAAUCCAGUAUUUCAAAAUGCCUUAACUAAUCAGCUAAUGGUAGUUGGAAAAUGUGUAAUUGGUUAGUUACUUUCUGAAGUCCUGUUCCUCCAUCUCCAAAAAAUGUGAUAUAAGUGAGCAAAAAAUUAAAUAUUUUCUUUGCAGAAAAUAUACCUUUUAUCUACAACCAAUUUUCUGCAGUGUGCUAAUGUAAUCAAUCUCAUGUAACAUUCUGCUACUUUUGCUCAAAGGUGAUUGCUUCUAAUUCACUGUAGCUUGAAAUGUUUCAUUGAAUCGAACGUAUAUAAGAUCUCACAAUGGUUAUACAAAAUAAUUUUUAAUAUAAUUGACUAAUGACUGCGGAGAAAUAUUUUUAAUUUGAAUUCUGUGUUAUUUAUUUAAAAAAUUCAUGGGAAUGACAGAAUAAGUUCUUUGAAAUCGAAGUGGUAUCUGCUUUAAGUACUUUGGCAAGGAAAACAAAACCAUUUAACAUCCAGUCUCUCAAACUUGGUUCUUAUGUAUCUUUGCUCUUUCCUUUUCCUCUCCUCCUUUUCUUCCUAUGUUACAUGCUUGCUUUAUACAGUCACUGCCAAGACAGAGUCACUCGUGUACACCCUCCAUUUUAUUUAAUUUGUUUUCUCUGAACAAAGAUUAUUAUAUGUGAUUAUGAUAUCCUGAAAAGAAGAAAGUGGCCAUUUUUAUGAAUAUGGUCAUGUAAUGAAACACACCAUGAGACAUCCAAAAUAAAUUAUUAACAUGAGCUUUCAGUUUCUUGUUUAAUAGGACAGAUAGGGCAGAUAGGAAGUCAUUUGUCAAGAUAGUCUUUGGUGACUAAAUAAGAAUUUCUAUCUAUAAUGAAGAUGUCAGACUGUUAAUUUGUCUACAAAUAUGUAUGAAUUCGUAUAUUUUUAGAUGUUACGUAGCUAAUUACUUAUGCACUUUUUGCUUCACAUUAAUGAUUUUAUCUCACUCUUCCACUUUGCUCCAUUUGAUUCUGUUUCUUUAUGCCUUAUUAUUUUAUCUCUAGUCCAAUUUGCUUAAUACUCAGCUUUAAUUUCUUUGUAUUUAGCUUUUCAUGGUCAAAUCUUGUAUCAUCAUCAAUUUUUGUACUGACAUUCCUUACAGUUUCUUAUACCUUGUUCUGCAUUAUGAUAUAUGUCUCCUAAUUUACUGCUAUGGGUUUUGUAUUACACACAAAUAAAUGGGUCUGUAAUUAAAAGUGGCUUUUACUUUCAUGUUUUUUGAGAAACAUCUCUAUUAUGGAAUUAAAACAUCUGAGAGGUGAAAAAUGUUCUUUCUUUCUAACAAAUUCAGUACAACUUCUCACUGUGUCUCUUUUUCAUAAAUGAUGUUUCUUCAUUGCACAAAGAGGAUUAUCUUUAGUUCAUAUAUGUCAUUAAAUUUGCUCUAGCACAAUUAUGAACUAGUUUACUAUGAACAAAAGAAGCCAAAAUGUUUAAAAAUGCUCUAACUGCCCAGGUAGAUGAUAUUUUUAUAAUUUACAUAGUUCGUUGCCAUCUCUCACUUUUCCUCCUCGUCAUGAUAUCAACUAUUCUAAUAUACAAAGUCAACAAUUUUCCAUAUGUUCAUAUUAUGACACUGUCAGCUAGAAAAUUUCUCUAUUCUGCUUGAAUGUGCCACAUUUUCCAUAUUGGAAAAAUUAUCAACCUCAGUAGUCCUACCAUGUUGAAAGAGGCAUUCUCUGUAAGUUUCCUAUAUUUGAUGUGGAAUAUUCUAGUAAUUCCAAUAUUUGCACAGACAAUAAUUGCAUACUGAUGGUCCUUUAGUAUUUGAAAAAUAUGUCAGAUUUUUUUAUUUUAUUUUUUAUUUUAUUUAUUUACUGUCAUAUGCAAAAUUUAGUUGAAUUGCAGUUUAUACCUUUUGAAUGUGAUUAUGAAAAUUGUUCAUAGCAUUGAAUAUGGGUCAUAGACAUCAUCAUAAAUCUGUCACAACAAACAGUCAUAAGAUGUUGCCUGGAGACAUCUGUUUUAGUUUCUUUGACUGACAGCUGUUCUGUGGAUAAUCUCAUUUUCACCAGCGUAGGUGGCUAGCAAAACAUGAGACUUUCAAUGGAAUAACUGUCAGUUAGAGAACCUGACUCAAAUGCCUCUAGACAAUAUGUUAAGAAGUGGCCACAAAAGUCUCAAAAACUGGAGGUGUAUACAGUGUCUGACCCAUCAAAUCCCUUUGUCAGGAAAUAGUGUUACAACAGAUAUAUUUCGGAUCUACUUUGCAGAAAUUAAUUACUUCUCUUUUGACAGGAGAAACAGUCACAGCCAAAACAUUCCUUCAUUUGUAGUACUUAGAUGUGAAGAACUAUGAACCGUAUAGAAGUUUAUUCCUAUUUAAAAUCAAAGACUUUUUUAUAAGUAUUCACUGAUUCUCCAUCUUGGUGAAUAUGAAAUAUCUGUGGGUCCAGCUUGUCAUUCUCAGAAGACAACAUUAUGUGAGAUAACUGCUAACAUGAAGUUCUCAGCUGUAGACAAACAUUAUGUUAUGUACAGUAUUUGCUAUACAGAAAUUAUUUAUCUAUAUGUGAGCACUAUAUGUAAUUGCUUGUAACAGAGGACCUGAAUCAAUUUGAAUAAUUUUUUUAUUGGAAUUUAAUAAUAUUUAAUAAAGUCCUGUGACUAGCGCA